Manduca sexta (tobacco hornworm) is the source of this 2216-nucleotide messenger RNA. RefSeq names its product protein lifeguard 1. Bases 186 to 956 code for a protein of 256 amino acids. The record is from RefSeq and is a predicted model, not a curated record. Gene Ontology annotation, cellular component: membrane. NCBI's taxonomy places the organism in Eukaryota, Metazoa, Arthropoda, Insecta, Lepidoptera, Sphingidae. The transcript is spliced from 6 exons.
UUUAAUUCGUAUUAUAAGUCACACAUUAUGAUAUUUAAAUUAAAUCUUAGUUAAUUAUGAAUAUAGCAUCAAAUUGUUUACAUCCUAUAAUAUUUCUUUAAAUUUAUCUAAUAUUUAAAGGCCUAUGUUAUAAGUAUGUGUUUACGCUGUCCGUAUCCCAACGAAUACACUUCGUUUCAAAUAUAAUGAAGAAGGUACUAGGUUUAGGAAGAGGAAUUAUCGAAACUCCGGCGGGGUACUCACCCAACGUGGGAGUCGGCGAAGAUGGCGAGGUCAAAGGCUUUGAUUUCACCGAGCAGUCCAUACGGAAGGCGUUCAUCAGAAAGGUGUACUCGAUCCUGAUGUGUCAGCUGCUGGUCACGAUGGGUUUCAUAGCUCUGUUCCUGUUCCACGGACCGACCAAAGCCUGGGCCGCGAGGAAUCCCUGGAUGUUCUGGGUAGCGUUCGCGGUUGUGUUCGUGUGUCUGAUCGCGAUGGCGUGUUGCGACGGCGUGCGGCGACAGGCGCCGAUGAACUUCAUCUUCCUCGCCAUCUUCACCGUCGCCGAGAGCUUCCUGCUCGGGGUCACGUCCAGCGUGUAUGAUGUCAGCGCGGUGAUGAUGGCAGUCGGUAUAACAGCAGGCGUGUGUCUCGCGCUGACGAUAUUCGCGUUUCAAACUAGGUGGGACUUUACCACCAUGGGCGGGGUGCUGCUGUGUGCCACCGUGGUGCUGCUACUCUUUGGUAUUAUCGCGAUAUUCAUCCCGCGCAACAACAUAGUAACUCUAGUAUACGCUUCGCUCGGCGCCCUGAUCUUCUCCAUGUACCUGGUGUACGACACGCAGCUCAUGAUGGGCGGCAAGCACAAGUACAGCAUCAGCCCCGAGGAGUACAUCUUCGCAGCCCUCAACCUGUACCUGGACAUCAUCAACAUCUUCCUGUACAUCCUGACCAUCAUUGGCGUCGCUCGCGACUAGGGGAACGAGUAAGGGCACGGUCGAUUCUGGCUGAUGGUUGUUGAGUGCGUGUGUAGUGAUGUCACCAUCUUAACCCUGAAAUUAUUAAUUACUAACUUUGUAUCGACGACUAUGAUAAACCAAGCAAAGUAUCUAUCUCAAAACAUUUGGAAAGUCCAUUUUAAACAAUCGGAAGAUGCCGAUUGGGAUUGUUUUUUGAAUUCAGCAGUUAGUCGAUUAUCGAUGUAUUAGACUGGUCGCGUCACUAGUUUAGUCGAUAAAUGGAGAACUACACACGCAAUGUCUGGUAUCGUGUCUGCAGUAUUUCGGUGCGAUACGCUUUGCUUUCUAGAGCUGUAAAUAGUCCGCUUGGGCGUUAUACCUGUGUAUUAUCACACCGAAAUAUUACAGACGCCAUUUUAUUAAUAAUUGGCGUAUUAUUCUGUUAUAUUACUAUUUUCUAACUUGAAAUAAAUGUUUAAUUUUUAAAUGGCACUCGGUGCGAAUACUACUUUAAUUAUUAUUUGGAUUGUAUGGUCGAUAGCAUUUAAAUGGUUGGAGACAGUUGCCCUUAUAAAAUGUACCCAAAUGCACCGAUAUGUUCACUUUACACUUUGAGAGAAUAUGAUCUCUAUUUCGAUAUUGAUAAUAUAAUCAUUGAUAUUUAGUGUCUACUUAACAUCACGAAUGAAAGUAUUUAGAAGCUUUAUAUGUCCGUGUCAACCAAAUAUAUAUCGACAUUACCGACGACAAUAAAAUAAUGUCGAUAUCGAUAUUUCGAAUUAUAGUUCUCAAAUAUGAUAAUUAUAGUAUAGAAAGCUACUCAUUGCCGCCAAUAACAAGGCAAUACAGAGCCACGUUGUCGAUUACCGAAGUCGAUAACAUGUUGAUUCAAGCUCUAAUAUCCACUAAUAAUACUAGGUAUGUGAUUGUAUUUACUAUAUGUCUAGUACAAGUAAUGCUUGACCUGUAAACUUGACAUAGUCACUUAUCGAUAAAAUAAUGAUAUAGCUCUAUGUUACUAUAUGAGUGUACAUUCCAUUGAUUCGCAAUAGUUAAUUUUGAGAAAUCUCUCGAAUGUGAGGCGAAAUCUUCAUGCCAUGCUAUGGUCGAUAUUGCAUCGUAGAAAUAAAAUAUAUUAUCGUAUUCAAGUCAUUAGGUGUUUAUCGACUCUUGACUAUGCCAGGUAUGCAACAUAAUUUAUGUAAAAAUAUUUUUGUCUGUACUGAUAUUAAGGUUUUGUUAUUUUCGUUAAACAUUAAAAUAAUAUUAAUAGACCAA